This is a messenger RNA of Closterium sp. Naga37s-1, 8094 nucleotides long. Lineage: Eukaryota; Viridiplantae; Streptophyta; Zygnematophyceae; Desmidiales; Closteriaceae. The record is from the annotation of a GenBank genome assembly.
AUGCUCCUGCCGCGCAUGCUCCUGCCGCGCAUUGCUCCUGCCGCGCAUGCUCCUGCCGCGCAUGCUCCUGCCGCGCAUGCUCCUGCCGCGCAUGCUCCUGCCGCGCAUGCUCCUGCCGCGCAUGCUCCUGCCGCGCAUAGCUCCUGCCGCGAUGCUCCUGCCGCGCAUGCUCCUGCCGCGCAUGCUCCUGCCGCGCAUGCUCCUGCCGCGCAUGCUCCUGCCGCGCAUGCUCCUGCCGCGCAUGCUCCUGCCGCGCAUGCUCCUGCCGCGCAUGCUCCUGCCGCGCAUGCUCCUGCCGCGCAUGCUCCUGCCGCGCAUGCUCCUGCCGCGCAUGCUCCUGCCGCGCAUGCUCCUGCCGCGCAUGCUCCUGCCGCGCAUGCUCCUGCCGCGCAUGCUCCUGCCGCGCAUGCUCCUGCCGCGCAUGCUCCUGCCGCGCAUGCUCCUGCCGCGCAUGCUCCUGCCGCGCAUGCUCCUGCCGCGCAUGCUCCUGCCGCGCAUGCUCCUGCCGCGCAUGCUCCUGCCGCGCAUGCUCCUGCCGCGCAUGCUCCUGCCGCGCAUGCUCCUGCCGCGCAUGCUCCUGCCGCGCAUGCUCCUGCCGCGCAUGCUCCUGCCGCGCAUGCUCCUGCCGCGCAUGCUCCUGCCGCGCAUGCUCCUGCCGCGCAUGCUCCUGCCGCGCAUGCUCCUGCCGCGCAUGCUCCUGCCGCGCAUGCUCCUGCCGCGCAUGCUCCUGCCGCGCAUGCUCCUGCCGCGCAUGCUCCUGCCGCGCAUGCUCCUGCCGCGCAUGCUCCUGCCGCGCAUGCUCCUGCCGCGCAUGCUCCUGCCGCGCAUGCUCCUGCCGCGCAUGCUCCUGCCGCGCAUGCUCCUGCCGCGCAUGCUCCUGCCGCGCAUGCUCCUGCCGCGCAUGCUCCUGCCGCGCAUGCUCCUGCCGCGCAUGCUCCUGCCGCGCAUGCUCCUGCCGCGCAUGCUCCUGCCGCGCAUGCUCCUGCCGCGCAUGCUCCUGCCGCGCAUGCUCCUGCCGCGCAUGCUCCUGCCGCGCAUGCUCCUGCCGCGCAUGCUCCUGCCGCGCAUGCUCCUGCCGCGCAUGCUCCUGCCGCGCAUGCUCCUGCCGCGCAUGCUCCUGCCGCGCAUGCUCCUGCCGCGCAUGCUCCUGCCGCGCAUGCUCCUGCCGCGCAUGCUCCUAGCCGCGCAUGCUCCUGCCGCGCAUGCUCCUGCCGCGCAUGCUCCUGCCGCGCAUGCUCCUGCCGCGCAUGCUCCUGCCCGCGCAUGCUCCUGCCAGCGCAUGCUCCUGCCGCGCAUGCUCCUGCCGCGCAUGCUCCUGCCCGCAUGCUCCUGCCGCGCAUGCUCCUGCCGCGCAUGCUCCUGCCGCGCAUGCUCCUGCCGCGCAUGCUCCUGCCGCGCAUGCUCCUGCCGCGCAUGCUCCUGCCGCGCAUGCUCCUGCCGCGCAUGCUCCUGCCGCGCAUGCUCCUUGCCGCGCAUGCUCCUGCCGCGCAUGCUCCUGCCGCGCAUGCUCCUGCCGCGCAUGCUCCUGCCGCGCAUGCUCCUGCCGCGCAUGCUCCUGCCGCGCAUGCUCCUGCCGCGCAUGCUCCUGCCGCGCAUGCUCCUGCCGCGCAUGCUCCUGCCGCGCAUGCUCCUGCCGCGCAUGCUCCUGCCGCGCAUGCUCCUGCCGCGCAUGCUCCUGCCGCGCAUGCUCCCUGCCGCGCAUGCUCAUGCCGCGCAUUGCUCCUGCCGCGCAUGCUCCUGCCGCGCAUGCUCCUGCCGCGCAUGCUCCUGCCGCGCAUGCUCCUGCCGCGCAUGCUCCUGCCGCGCAUGCUCCUGCCGCGCAUGCUCCUGCCGCGCAUCUCCUGCCGCGCAUGCUCCUGGCCUCGCGCAUGCUCCUGCCGCGCAUGCUCCUGCCGCGCAUUGCUCCUGCCGCGCAAUGCUCCUGCCCGCGCAUGCUCCUGCGCGCAUGCUCCAUGCCGCGCAUGCUCCUGCCGCGCAUGCUCCUGCCGCGCAUGCUCCUGCCGCGCAUGCUCCUGCCGCGCAUGCUCAUGCCGCGCAUGCUCCUGCCGCGCAAUGCUCCUGCCGCGCAUGCUCUGCCGCGCAUGCUCAUGCCGCGCAUGCGUCCCUGCCGCGCAUGCUCCUGCCGCGCAUGCUCCUGCCGCGCAUGCUCACUGCCGCGCAUGCUCCUGCGCGCAUGCUCCUGCCGCGCAUGCUCCUGCCGCGCAUGCUCCUGCCGCGCAUGCUCCUGCCGCGCAUGCUCCUGCCGCGCAUGCUCCUGCCGCGCAUGCUAUGCUCCUGCCGCGCAUGCUGGCAUGCUCUGCCGCGCAUGCUCCUGCCGCGCAUGCUCCUGCCGCGCAUGCUCCUGCCGCGCAUGCUCCUGCCGCGCAUGCUCCUGCCGCGCAUGCUCCUGCCGCGCAUGCUCCUGCCGCGCAUGCUCCUGCCGCGCAUGCUCCUGCCGCGCAUGCUCCUGCCGCGCAUGCUCCUGCCGCGCAUGCUCCUGCCGCGCAUGCUCCUGCCGCGCAUGCUCCUGCCGCGCAUGCUCCUGCCGCGCAUGCUCCUGCCGCGCAUGCUCCUGCCGCGCAUGCUCCUGCCGCGCAUGCUCCUGCCGCGCAUGCUCCUGCCGCGCAUGCUCCUGCCGCGCAUGCUCCUGCCGCGCAUGCUCCUGCCGCGCAUGCUCCUGCCGCGCAUGCUCCUGCCGCGCAUGCUCCUGCCGCGCAUGCUCCUGCCGCGCAUGCUCCUGCCGCGCAUGCUCCUGCCGCGCAUGCUCCUGCCGCGCAUGCUCCUGCCGCGCAUGCUCCUGCCGCGCAUGCUCCUGCCGCGCAUGCUCCUGCCGCGCAUGCUCCUGCCGCGCAUGCUCCUGCCGCGCAUGCUCCUGCCGCGCAUGCUCCUGCCGCGCAUGCUCCUGCCGCGCAUGCUCCUGCCGCGCAUGCUCCUGCCGCGCAUGCUCCUGCCGCGCAUGCUCCUGCCGCGCAUGCUCCUGCCGCGCAUGCUCCUGCCGCGCAUGCUCCUGCCGCGCAUGCUCCUGCCGCGCAUGCUCCUGCCGCGCAUGCUCCUGCCGCGCAUGCUCCUGCCGCGCAUGCUCCUGCCGCGCAUGCUCCUGCCGCGCAUGCUCCUGCCGCGCAUGCUCCUGCCGCGCAUGCUCCUGCCGCGCAUGCUCCUGCCGCGCAUGCUCCUGCCGCGCAUGCUCCUGCCGCGCAUGCUCCUGCCGCGCAUGCUCCUGCCGCGCAUGCUCCUGCCGCGCAUGCUCCUGCCGCGCAUGCUCCUGCCGCGCAUGCUCCUGCCGCGCAUGCUCCUGCCGCGCAUGCUCCUGCCGCGCAUGCUCCUGCCGCGCAUGCUCCUGCCGCGCAUGCUCCUGCCGCGCAUGCUCCUGCCGCGCAUGCUCCUGCCGCGCAUGCUCCUGCCGCGCAUGCUCCUGCCGCGCAUGCUCCUGCCGCGCAUGCUCCUGCCGCGCAUGCUCCUGCCGCGCAUGCUCCUGCCGCGCAUGCUCCUGCCGCGCAUGCUCCUGCCGCGCAUGCUCCUGCCGCGCAUGCUCCUGCCGCGCAUGCUCCUGCCGCGCAUGCUCCUGCCGCGCAUGCUCCUGCCGCGCAUGCUCCUGCCGCGCAUGCUCCUGCCGCGCAUGCUCCUGCCGCGCAUGCUCCUGCCGCGCAUGCUCCUGCCGCGCAUGCUCCUGCCGCGCAUGCUCCUGCCGCGCAUGCUCCUGCCGCGCAUGCUCCUGCCGCGCAUGCUCCUGCCGCGCAUGCUCCUGCCGCGCAUGCUCCUGCCGCGCAUGCUCCUGCCGCGCAUGCUCCUGCCGCGCAUGCUCCUGCCGCGCAUGCUCCUGCCGCGCAUGCUCCUGCCGCGCAUGCUCCUGCCGCGCAUGCUCCUGCCGCGCAUGCUCCUGCCGCGCAUGCUCCUGCCGCGCAUGCUCCUGCCGCGCAUGCUCCUGCCGCGCAUGCUCCUGCCGCGCAUGCUCCUGCCGCGCAUGCUCCUGCCGCGCAUGCUCCUGCCGCGCAUGCUCCUGCCGCGCAUGCUCCUGCCGCGCAUGCUCCUGCCGCGCAUGCUCCUGCCGCGCAUGCUCCUGCCGCGCAUGCUCCUGCCGCGCAUGCUCCUGCCGCGCAUGCUCCUGCCGCGCAUGCUCCUGCCGCGCAUGCUCCUGCCGCGCAUGCUCCUGCCGCGCAUGCUCCUGCCGCGCAUGCUCCUGCCGCGCAUGCUCCUGCCGCGCAUGCUCCUGCCGCGCAUGCUCCUGCCGCGCAUGCUCCUGCCGCGCAUGCUCCUGCCGCGCAUGCUCCUGCCGCGCAUGCUCCUGCCGCGCAUGCUCCUGCCGCGCAUGCUCCUGCCGCGCAUGCUCCUGCCGCGCAUGCUCCUGCCGCGCAUGCUCCUGCCGCGCAUGCUCCUGCCGCGCAUGCUCCUGCCGCGCAUGCUCCUGCCGCGCAUGCUCCUGCCGCGCAUGCUCCUGCCGCGCAUGCUCCUGCCGCGCAUGCUCCUGCCGCGCAUGCUCCUGCCGCGCAUGCUCCUGCCGCGCAUGCUCCUGCCGCGCAUGCUCCUGCCGCGCAUGCUCCUGCCGCGCAUGCUCCUGCCGCGCAUGCUCCUGCCGCGCAUGCUCCUGCCGCGCAUGCUCCUGCCGCGCAUGCUCCUGCCGCGCAUGCUCCUGCCGCGCAUGCUCCUGCCGCGCAUGCUCCUGCCGCGCAUGCUCCUGCCGCGCAUGCUCCUGCCGCGCAUGCUCCUGCCGCGCAUGCUCCUGCCGCGCAUGCUCCUGCCGCGCAUGCUCCUGCCGCGCAUGCUCCUGCCGCGCAUGCUCCUGCCGCGCAUGCUCCUGCCGCGCAUGCUCCUGCCGCGCAUGCUCCUGCCGCGCAUGCUCCUGCCGCGCAUGCUCCUGCCCGCGCAUGCUCCUGCACGACGCAUGCUCCUGCCGCGCAUGCAUCCUGCCGCGCAUGCUCCUGCCGGAGGAAGGUGGCAGCAAAGGGAGCAGUGCAGCAGCAUGUGCAAGAGGCACAGCACGAGUCACAGGUACCACCGGUGCAGCCUGUUUCGCAGGCGGCGGCACACGUGCAUGUGAGCAAUCCGGACACUCGGCAAGGAGGGACAAGUGUUGAGGGGAGGGUGCGGGGUGGUGAGGCGGAGGAGGAAGCUGAGGAUGCGGUUGCUGGCGCAUGUGGAGGUCUUGCCAGAGGGCGAGGGGGGCCAGGAGGAGUGAAUGGAGGGCAGCGUGCAGAGAAAGAUGUGAUAUGCUUAGAUGAUGACGAUGAGGCGGAGGAGAAGAAGGCAUAUGGAGAGGCAUGUGAGGUGGCAAGUGAAGUGGCAUGUGAGGAGGAGGAGGCAUGUGAGGAGGAGGCAAGUGAGGAGGAAGAGGAGGGGGAGGGCGAGGAGGAUGAUUUCCUAGACGGGCUGCUUCAUGCUGCUGAUGACCUCGCCCCCCCUGCACGCACUGUGCCUGCUGCUAUGCCCAUGGGGCGGGCAACCGAAGUAACAGCAAAGGCGCCAGCUGCAGCAGACAGAGCAGUAGGAGGCGGAGGGGCGGAAGCAGCAGACGCAGGAGCACCAGGGGCAGCAGCAAUGAGAGUGCCAGUACCGCCUUUUCCUGUAGGCGAGGCGGAGGAAGAAGGAUGGAGAGGAGGUGUGGCACGUGCGACGGAAGCGAGAGGAGGAGAGCGGGCAGGUGGGAGCGAGGGGCAUGUGGAACAAGCCUGUGGUGCUGGUGCAGCGGGCAGGGGAGAACGGGGGGAGGACGGCGAGGGGGGCAGGCGAAGGGAGGUAGAGAGUGAGUGGGGAGGGGAGUGGAUGCAAGGGGAGGAGUAUGGCGAUGAACAGGAGAAGAUGGAGCCACUGUUGUCACAUUCAGCCCUCCCAGCCCCACAGUUCUCUCGCCUCGCACACUCCUCUCUCCCCUCUCUCAACCGCCACAAGCCACAACCCGCCUUCCUCUCCUCAGCUCGCUCUUUUGCCCACUCAAACCGCUCUCAAUACCAGCAGCAGCAGGGAGGGCAUUCAGGGGGGCAGGUGCAUGUGCACGUGUCGGGUCGCAAGGCUGCUUUUGUGCUGGCUCCGAAGCACCUUCCUGGCAUGCACGACCCAUGCGUGUAUGCCGCUCCUGUGCGCAAUGCUGCUGGUAAUUGCAGCAACAGCAGCAGCGGCACCACAGCAACUGCUGCCGCCACUGCCCGAGCUGCUACUGCCAAUGGUACCACCACUGCCACUGCUGCUGCUGCUGCUGCUGCUGCUGGUGCUGAUGAUGAUGAUGCUGGUGCUGGAGCAGGGAUUCAAGCCGGUUCCACUGGCAGCAUACACAGCCAGCACGUGAUCUCUGCUCGCACCUCGUUGCCGUCGUGUGCUUCUCCUCCUCUUCCAUCUCUCUCCACUGCUCCUCUCGUGGCCAUGGGUCCUGAUGGCAGGGGUGGGGUGCAACGGAUACUCAAGCUUAGCAGCACCAAGCUUUCACGGUCAGCACUUCCCGCCAAGCGCAAGCUGGUAAAGGGCAAGCCACAAGCAGGAGCAGCAAGAGCGAAGGACAUGCACCGCAUAGAUGGAUGUAAAGGUGUUGAGAUGAAGGUGAUGCGUGCGUGUGUGUUGCUGCUGCUGCCUGGGGAUGGCAUUGGCCCUCUCGUUGCUGCUGAGGCCGUGGUGCAGGCUUGCCUUUCCCCCCGACCUCAUGUAUCUCUCCCCUUCCCAUCCCACCUGCUUUCCCUUGCUGUGCGCGCUCCCCGCUGCCCCUCGCAGGUGCUGGCGGCCAUGCGGGCACCGGUGCAGUUUGAGGUGUGUGAGAUCAGCGGCAGGAUGCCGCGCCUGCCUGCAGACGUGCUGGACUCGCUGCACCGCAACGGCGUUGGGCUCAAAGGUGGCCUCGCCACGCCUGUGGGCGGGGGAGUGAGCUCCCUCAACAUGCGUCUGCGCCAGGAGCUAGACCUCUUCGCCAACCUUGGGCAGGGGCAUGCGCGAAGGGACGUGGCAGAGGCGCUGCGGCGGCGGCCGCGGGGGGUGAACAUAGUGGUGGUGCGGGAGAACACGGAGGGCGAGUACAGCGGGCUGGAGCACGAGGUGGUGCCGGUCACACACAUAGUGCUGCUCUUGGUCACCUUACCCCUCCCGAGUUCUCUUCCCUGCUGCAAUCCCUUCCCUGCUGCAAUCCCUUCCCUGCUGCAAUCCCUUCCCUGCUGCAAUCCCUUCCCUGCUGCAAUCCCUUCCCUGCUGCAAUCCCUUCCCUGCUGCAAUCCCUUCCCUGCUGCAAUCCCUUCCCUGCUGCAAUCCCUUCCCUGCUGCAAUCCCUUCCCUGCUGCAAUCCCUUCCCUGCUGCAAUCCCUUCCCUGCUGCAAUCCCUUCCCUGCUGCAAUCCCUUCCCUGCUGCAAUCCCUUCCCUGCUGCACUCCCUUCCCUGCUGCAAUCCCUUCCCUGCUGCACUCCCUUCCCUGCUGCAAUCCCUUCCCUGCUGCAAUCCCUUCCCUGCUUACUGGUGAGCAAGCUCUGUUCGGAGCGCAUAGUGCGGCGCGCUACGCCUUCCACUUGAAUUUGAGUCGACUCAUAAGCUGCCGUCCUAAACCCUCUCCCCAGGUGGUGAGCAAGUUCUGUUCAGAGCGCAUAGCGCGCUACGCCUUCCAGUACGCGUACCUCAACGGGCGUCGCGCAGUCACGGCGGUGCACAAGGCCAACGUCAUGAAGGUCUCCGACGGGCUCUUCCUCGACUCGUGCCGCCAGGUGGCGCAGGCGUACCCGCACCUGCGCUACAGCGAGAUCAUUGUGGACAACUGCUGCAUGCAGCUCGUGCGCCGCCCCCAGCAGUUUGACGUCAUGGUGACGCCCAAUCUGUACGGCUCGCUGGUGGCCAACACAGCAGCGGGCAUCUGUGGGGGCUCCUAUCUCAUGCCCGGAGGCAAUGUGGGCGACAACGCAGCCGUGUUCGAGCAGGGCGCAUCGGCAGGCAACGUGGGCAACGAGCGCAUGGUAUCAGAGCGCACGGCCAACCCCACGGCGCUGCUGCUCUCAGCAGCCAUGAUGCUGCACCACCUGCACCUGCCGGUGUUUGCUGACCGAGUGGAGGGGGCCGUGAAGGGCGUGCUGGCCGAGGGGGCCGUGCUCACUCCCGAUAUGGGGGGUAGGGCCACGACCCAGGAUAUGGUUGAUGCGAUUGUGGAUAGGCUGGGGUAA